AUGAUUCUCAAUUUUAUCCUAGACUCUUCGUCUUUUGAAAAGGGACUGGGAAACAUCACAAUAUGGUCGCAGCUGGAGAACGCUGAUUUGACCAUCAAUGCGUACAUUCCGUUGUACACGAUCCAGGAACUGGAUUUCCAGCGGUUCAAGCGCAAGUCGGUGGUCGCGAAGCGUUCGCUAUACUUUAUCGACCAAUUGAAGGAGACCCGUAGUUUCAAGUUGCACAUUGAGUACCCGGAAUUGAACGAGGCCAUCUCAUGGAACGAGACUUUGAAAUUGUGCGAGCAGAACGCGGCGUCCACCAUGUCUGCGCAGCAGAUUUCAGCGUUGCCGGUGCGGUUCAAGAAGCUGCUCAAGAGCUGCUAUUACAAGUGCCAUUAUAUGCGUGAGAAGGAGGAACACGGCGAUAGCCAAGACCCAGAAGAAAAGGGAUGGGUGCUUGUGACCGAGGACGACACAGUGAGGGACCUAGCCCAGCAGUUCAAGAUCCCCUUCAUAUCUGUCGUGGAGGCAGACGCUAUCAUAAACGCGUGCAUCAAGGACAAGUCGUACGUUGUUAACAAGAAGUUCUCGAAGCACGUGAUCAAAAAAGCCAACCAGGUUAAAGAGCAAGAGGACGGGUCGAAGGUGUUUGUUACUAAUUUCAACGACGACUUCUUGGCCCCAAGGGCCAAAAGCGGUACUUUGUGGACCCCCAAGUCUAGAUAA
Molecule: messenger RNA, 708 nt
Organism: Kluyveromyces marxianus DMKU3-1042
Lineage: Eukaryota; Fungi; Ascomycota; Saccharomycetes; Saccharomycetales; Saccharomycetaceae
Gene: NMD4
Product: Nmd4p
Exons: 1
Coding region: 1-708 (235 amino acids)
Source: RefSeq, a predicted model, not a curated record